Triticum turgidum subsp. durum (durum wheat) is the source of this 3393-nucleotide messenger RNA. NCBI's taxonomy places the organism in Eukaryota, Viridiplantae, Streptophyta, Magnoliopsida, Poales, Poaceae. The record is from the annotation of a GenBank genome assembly.
AUGGCGCCCUUGGCUUCCAAAAUACUUGCCUCUCUCACCAUACUGAUGAUGUGCACCACCGCACUCGUCUCAGCCGCUGGAGCGCUGCCAUCACUUGAACAACAAGCAGGGGCACUUCUUGCCUGGAAAGCCAGCCUCAGUCAGCAAAGCCAAGACGCCCUGCGAUCCUGGGAAAACAUCUCAGCACCUUGCCGUUGGCAAGGCAUCCGGUGUGGUGGGCGCUGGCCGGUGAUUGCCGCCAUCUCCCUGCCGGGGAUGCGGCUGAGAGGGACACUUGAGUCUCUUGACUUCUCGGCUUUGAGGACCUUGGUGGCCCUUGAGCUCUCGCACAACGAGCUUGCCGGGAGCAUCCCUGUGAAUAUUAAGCUCCUCAAAGAACUUCGUGCUCUCCUCCUGCAUGACAAUCAGAUAAGAGGUUCAAUUCCACCUGUUUUAGCAAAUCUCACGAAACUGCGUCUCCUAAUGCUCCAUGACAAUCAAGUCUCCGGUGAAAUACCAAGGCAAAUAGGCGAGAUGGGUAAUCUUGUGAGCCUGAACUUGUCAAACAAUUACUUAGUUGGUCCUAUCCCUUGUGAAAUAGGUCACCUUAAGCAUUUGCUUAAAUUAGAUUUGUCCAGCAAUGACCUUUCUGGACCAGUUUCCUUCAGUCCAGCUAACUCAUCCAUACAAAAUCCUAUGAAUAAUUUUUCAUCUCAGCCUACUGCAAAAGUAAACUUAGAAAACAUAAAUAUGCCAUCGUUAUCCCAUAAUAACUUAAGUGGUCCCAUUCCCAAAGAUAUAGUGAAAUUUUUCGACCUACAACACUUGGACAUAAGCCAAAACAACUUUUCAGGUUCUAUCCCAAGCAAUAUAGGUAACCUGGCCAAACUCACUACCUUGUACCUUUACCAUAACCAACUUUCUGGACGCAUUCCUCGAGAACUAGGUUAUUUAGUGAACUUAGAGGACUUGAGGCUCAACAACAACACACUAUCUGGUUCCGUUCCAAGCAAUUUAUGGAAUUUGACCAAACUCGCUACCUUGCACCUUCACCGUAACCAACUUUCUGGACACAUUCCUCUGGUUUUGGGAUAUUUGGUGCACAUAGAGGACUUGCGGCUCAGCUACAACACACUAACAGGUUCCUUUCCAAGAAAUAUGUGUAAUUUGACCAAACUCAAGAUCUUGUACCUUGGCCAGAACCAACUUUCCGGAAAAAUUCCUUGGGAACUAGGUUAUAUGGUGAAUUUAGAGGACUUUCAGCUCAGUUUGAACAACCUAACAGGUCCUAUCCCAAACAGUUUAGGAAAUUUGACUAAGCUCACCUUCUUAAACCUUAAUUUCAACCAAUUUUCUGGACACAUUCCUCAAGAAAUUGGCGAGUUAAUGAAUCUGGAAAUGUUUGGAGUUUCUUUGAACAAUCUAUCUGGUGCAUUGCCAUCGGGUCUUUGCGCGGGAGGCCGACUACAGUUUCUCACUGCUAAUGGCAACAACUUGGUUGGACCCUUGCCAACAAGCUUGCUAAGUUGCAAAAGCCUAGUCAAACUUCGUCUUGAAGGAAAUCAGCUUCAAGGAGAUAUCUCCGAGAUGGGGCUUCACCCGGAUCUUGUCUAUGUUGAUAUCAGUUCAAACAAAUUAUUUGGUCAAUUAUCUCAUCGCUGGGGUGAGUGUUACAAACUUACAAUGCUACGUGCCUCAAACAACAACAUUACUGGAGUCAUACCACCAAGCAUAGGGCAGUUAUCUCAGUUGGGGAUACUUGAUGUUUCAUCAAAUAAACUUGAAGGGCAGAUUCCACUGGAGAUUGGCAAUUUAACGUUGCUGUUCAACUUGAGCCUGGGUAAUAACCUGCUCCAAGGAAGUAUACCUAAAGAUAUUGGAUCGCUAAAGAAUUUGGAGUACUUAGAUUUAUCAUCAAACAACCUAAGUGGGAUGAUACAAGGGUCAAUUGAACAUUGUCUCAAGCUUCACUUCCUGAAUUUGAGCCAUAAUCACCUCAAUGGCAGCAUACCAAUCGAACUAGGAAUGUUGGUAAACCUACAAGAAUUGUUGGAUCUAAGUGAUAAUUCAUUUGCUAGUGUCAUUCCGAGUCAGCUGGGUGGUUUGAGCAUGCUCGAAGUUUUGAAUCUUUCACACAAUGCAUUGAAAGGUAGCAUCCCACCAUCAUUUCAGCGCAUGCUCAGCCUCCUAUCCAUUGAUGUGUCAUUCAACAAAUUGGAAGGGUCAGUGCCACAGAGUAGAUUGUUUGAAGAAGCUCCAAUCCAAUGGUUCAUGCAGAAUAAGAAAUUGUGUGGUGUAGUGAAAGGUUUGCCCCCUUGUGACCUUAAUCAAAGUGGUGAACAAAAAAAGAAGCCCAGAGCUAUUUUACUAGCUAUAAUACCUGUUGUUGUAUCUUUUCUGUUUAUCAUGGUACUAGUACCUUUGCAAUGUAAAACAAGGAAAUCCAAGGUGGAAAGCGCAAAUGAAUUGCAACAGACAAAUCUGUUUGCCAUCUGGAACUUUCAUGGAGGAGAUAUGUACAGGCAAAUUGUUGACGCCACAGAAAAUUUUAGUGACGCUCACUGCAUUGGAAUUGGAAGUAGUGGGUCAGUAUAUAGAGCUCAGUUACCAACAAGCGAGAUAUUUGCAGUAAAGAAGAUUCAUACAAUAGAAGAUGAUGAGCUAUUUAAUCGUGAAAUAGAUGCCUUGAUGCAUAUUCGGCAUCGCAAUAUUGUGAAGUUAUUUGGCUACUGUUCUGCUACUCAAGGAAGAUUUCUUUUGUAUGAAUACAUGGAACGAGGAAGCUUAGCAGCAUCUUUAAGGACCAAGGAAACUGCAAUAGAGUUGGACUGGACAAGGAGGUUAAAUAUUGUUAAGGAUGUGGCCCAUGCUUUGUCUUACAUGCAUCAUGAUUGCUUUGCGCCGAUAGUCCAUAGAGAUAUAACAAGCAACAACAUUUUGCUUGAUCUGGAAUUUAGAGCAUGCAUCUCUGAUUUUGGUAUUGCCAAAAUAUUAGAUGUGGAUGGGUCAAACUGCACAAGGCUUGCCGGGACAAAAGGAUAUCUUGCACCAGAGCUUGCAUACACAACAAGGGUGACGGAGAAGUGCGACGUAUACAGUUUUGGAGUGCUCGUGCUCGAGUUGUUCAUGGGACAUCAUCCGGGUGACUUUCUUUUGUCCCUCUCGUCCAUGGACAAGAGAAGUACAAUACCCAAGGAUUUGCUGGACACCCGGCUCCCAUUCCCUAAAGCUGAGAUUGCAAAUGAAAUAUUCAAAGUGAUUGCCAUCGCUAUUCGGUGCAUAGAACCUGACCCAUCACACCGUUCGACAAUGCAGGAUGCAAUCAAGGUGUUCUCUCCAGAUGAAGGGCCCGGUAAUCUUGAUUACCUGCACACUGACAUCGUCAUCCUUGCUUGUGGUCUUGAAUGUUCUUAG